Molecule: messenger RNA, 759 nt
Organism: Triticum turgidum subsp. durum (durum wheat)
Lineage: Eukaryota; Viridiplantae; Streptophyta; Magnoliopsida; Poales; Poaceae
Source: the annotation of a GenBank genome assembly
AUGCCUAAUAGGAGCCUGGACACCUUCCUCUUCGAAGCUGGGAGACGUAAAUUACUAGACUGGGGAGCAAGGCACAACAUCAUCCACGGCACGGCAAGAGGCCUCCUCUACCUCCACGAAGACUCUCUCAUAAAGAUCAUACAUCGAGACCUCAAGGCGAGCAACAUCUUGCUGGACGCUGGCUUGACCCCCAAGAUCUCGGACUUCGGUUUGGCAAGGCUUUUCAGCGGCGAUAAGACUUCCAGCAUCACAAGCCAAGUCGUCGGGACACUAGGUUACAUGGCGCCGGAGUACGCGGUGCUUGGCCACUUGUCGGUCAAGCUAGACGUCUAUAGCUUUGGUGUCCUGGUACUGGAGAUCGUGUCAGGGAGGAGAAGCACCGAUUUGUUGAAAUCCAUGGAACACGAAGAAGAAGAAUCCAUCACUUUGCUGAGCUACGUGUGGGCUAACUGGAGUAGAGGAACGCUACUGGAGAUCUUGGAUCCGACGCUGGAUGGCCAGGCCGCAGAGAGGGAGGCGCUCAAAUGCAUCCACGUCGCGCUUCUCUGCGUCCAGGCUAACCCGGCGGAUAGGCCCACGAUGUUGGGCAUCCUCGUCAUGCUUCAAGGCGAGAUUUCCGACUUCCCGGUGCCGUCAAAGCCUGCAUUUACUUUUUCAGAGAGUGAGAUGAUGAUGAGCUCCGGAGGUCUAGGUAGCCAUCGAGAGCUUGCGAUUUCUGUAAAUGAGAUGUCCCACUCUGAGUUCCAACCGAGGCAGUAA